UGGAGAAAGUAAACAUGGAGGAUAUGAUUUGCAAUUAUCGAAAGUGCAGACAAGGUCUUAAUUCGAAUGCAUGGGUGACAUCUUGUUCUCAUAUUUUUUGUGAUGAGCAUGGAGCCAAAGAAUUCAACAAGAAAUCUGUUUGCCCUGCAUGUGAUACCCACCUACCCAGCAAGUUUGAUGUAAUAAGGAUUGAUCUGUCUCCCAGUGAACAGUAUAAAUCGAUGGUGCUGGCUGGACAAAGACCGGAAAUCAUCUUAGAGGCUUGCUCAAGGGCACUCACAUUUUGGACCUACCAGAUAGAUCAGGAGAGAAUGUAUCAGGAUUAUGUGGCUAAGAAAGCAAAGGAGAGGAAUACACAGAUGGAACAGUAUUGUGAACAGCUACUCAACAGGACACAGACUGAAGUCACUAGUUUGAAGUCCCAAAUUUCAGCUUUGCGGAGAGAAGUUGAAACAACAAAGAAGCGAUACAACGAUGUCUAUGAGAAACUUGUGGAGAGGAAUCGGCAACACCAGAAGCUCCAGUUGAUGUACGAUUCACUAAGGAGGUAA
This is a messenger RNA of Strongylocentrotus purpuratus (purple sea urchin), 551 nucleotides long. RefSeq names its product E3 ubiquitin-protein ligase CCNB1IP1-like (gene ccnb1ip1). Bases 15 to 551 code for a protein of 178 amino acids. Gene Ontology annotation, cellular component: synaptonemal complex. The record is from RefSeq and is a predicted model, not a curated record. Lineage: Eukaryota; Metazoa; Echinodermata; Echinoidea; Camarodonta; Strongylocentrotidae. The transcript is spliced from 7 exons. Gene Ontology annotation, biological process: reciprocal meiotic recombination. Gene Ontology annotation, molecular function: ubiquitin protein ligase activity.